AUGUUGGCUUAUGUGCAGCAGGUUAAAGAAUUGUCUUAUACGCCAGCGCUGGCGUGGUUGAAUAGUUUUCUUUUAUUCGCCACGCCAGUGCUAUCGCCAGCGGUGGAGACACCGGUGUCCGUUGCAGCGAGGAACACGGGGGGGGUUUUGUCUUCGCUUAUAAGGCCCAAGUUUAUUGGGCCGACUGCUAAGACUUCGGUUUUGUUUGGUGCAGCUCAGGCCCUGGGAGGGUGGAUUAUACAUGAUGGGGACUUGGAAUCCGGGUCCGGUUUUUUAGCCGCAUGGUCAUCGUUGUACUUGCUAGUUGGAGGACGUGGAUCGGUAAGCGCACUGAGAUAUGGACGGGUUUGGCCUCUUCUUCUGGCUGGCACGUCUGGUGUUAGCGGGUUGCUGUAUGGUCAGAGGUUCUUGUCGGGUCGCUUUAGCUGA
Molecule: messenger RNA, 429 nt
Organism: Eremothecium cymbalariae DBVPG#7215
Lineage: Eukaryota; Fungi; Ascomycota; Saccharomycetes; Saccharomycetales; Saccharomycetaceae
Gene: AIM19
Product: Aim19p
Exons: 1
Coding region: 1-429 (142 amino acids)
Cellular component (GO): mitochondrion
Source: RefSeq, a predicted model, not a curated record